This is a messenger RNA of Drosophila takahashii, 1919 nucleotides long. RefSeq names its product ubiquitin-conjugating enzyme E2 W. The record is from RefSeq and is a predicted model, not a curated record. Lineage: Eukaryota; Metazoa; Arthropoda; Insecta; Diptera; Drosophilidae.
AUAGUACGCACACCGAAACACGUCGCAACGUCGGGCUUCGUCACUCGACUCGCCCUGCAGUCUCUCCCACAAAUUUCUCGGCGCUUUCCUGCAGUCGUCCCACGAACGUUGCCGCAAUUGGUCGACCAGAAUCGGUUCGCGAAUAAAAUGUCUGCCGCGCCCCUCGCCCACUCUUGGCUCCUGGGAAAAGCACUGGCAUAUUGAAGUGUAGAAACCAGCUAACACAUUAAAUAAAAUACUUAAAGGUCUAGCACUCGAGAAAAAUCUGUGAAAUAUUGUUGACAAGUGAUCGGUGACAGAACUAGCAUUCAAAUUAGUGAAAAACUGUGACAAUUACGACUGCAAAAUGCUGAAGUUGUUCAAGAAACCCAAAGACAAGAUACCCAAGUCGGAGAUCAUAACCGAACCCAAAGAACCCAAAACGCCGCCGGUCUCGAAAUGCGGCAAGCCACUGCAGUUGGACAACUCGCGAUGGGAGCGCCGCCUGCACAAAGAGCUGAUGUCCCUGAUCAAGGAGCCGCCGCCAGGCGUUACCGUUGACACCGAAAGCGUACAGCAAAAUUUAUCCGAAUGGAAAAUAAACAUUAAAGGUUUCGAGGGCACGCUUUACGAGGGCGAGGACUUCCAGCUGCUGUUCAAAUUUAAUAAUAAAUAUCCCUUCGAUUCGCCAGAGGUGACCUUCAUCGGCAGCAAUAUACCCGUGCAUCCACAUGUCUACAGCAAUGGACACAUCUGCCUAUCCAUUCUGACCGAGGACUGGUCGCCGGCGCUGUCCGUGCAAUCCGUGUGCCUUAGCAUAGCCUCCAUGUUGAGCAGUUGCCGCGAAAAGAAGCGUCCGCCGGACAACACGCUCUACGUAAAGACCUGCAAUAAGAAUCCCAAAAAGACUAAAUGGUGGUACCACGACGAUUCUGUUUAGUUAGAAGUGCAAUUUAUGACUACUGCCUGCUGAUGUUUGCUUUGCGCAUCCAACCACAAAAACACCAAUAGCAAUACAGAAGUAGAACACGGCGGAGUGAGCCCCAGAAAUCCAAUAAUUGUGGACGGCAACCAAACACUGCUCGCGUGUGGAGCAGACUAGAAUCUGCUGACCAGACAACCCAAGUGCACUCGGAUGCGAAUGCAAUGUGCAACAAAGCAAAUCAAGUCAACGAGAAACCUAUCAGUAGAGUUUGGCAAACAAUCAUAGCGCAUGCAACCAAUUCUAAUUAUAGCUAUGUAUAAUCAACAAAAGGCGUGUGCGAAAAACUAUUAUUAAAUGUUAACAUUUUAAUUAGAUUGUUAAGACCAAAAUUUAUGUCUAAAUUAAAUGUUAUGCUACCAUCUAACUACUAGGCGUAUGCAAACCGAUCGAACGUUUGAUAGUUCUGGCACUUAUGGCCAGCCGCUGCUUCCACAUUCCACGAGCAUCGUUCGAGGCAUCCGGCCCAAGGAGCGUGAUCCCACCCACAUAUUAUGCCUCCAUCCCAGCUUAUAUUAAUUGUGUAUAUUUUAUCAUCUUAGAUGCGAUGCGAAACUCAUGAGAUCAUAGUUAAGUUUACGACAUUUCAAAUGUAUUAGCAGCCAUAUCCCAGAAUCGCACUCAUUGUCACCAGUCCAGCACUCUGUAAUCUUCCCCCAUUUCCCAUGCGUAGGUCUUUAAGUUAACCAGUUCGUGUACUUGGCUAGGAUAGUCCAUCUGUGGCCAAAAAUGUCGCAUGUGGCACGAUCACAGAACACAUUUACCUCUUACUGUGCAAGUAGAUCUUAGGAUGCGGCGAGCUACUCGUCCAACUAACAUUCAAUUUAAAUGUAAUCUGUGUACUGUAUAAAGAGCCCAAUUAAAUCCAAUGUAUGUUUAUCCAGCAUAUGUCUAUAAAUGCCUAUAAAUAUUUACUGUUAAAAAGUAUUUAAAAUAAAAUCAAGUCUGUAAUCAAAAA